Euleptes europaea (tarantolino) is the source of this 1696-nucleotide messenger RNA. RefSeq names its product IKAROS family zinc finger 2 (gene IKZF2). The transcript is spliced from 7 exons. Gene Ontology annotation, biological process: regulation of transcription by RNA polymerase II. Gene Ontology annotation, molecular function: DNA-binding transcription factor activity; RNA polymerase II cis-regulatory region sequence-specific DNA binding. The record is from RefSeq and is a predicted model, not a curated record. Lineage: Eukaryota; Metazoa; Chordata; Lepidosauria; Squamata; Sphaerodactylidae. The coding region runs from base 13 to 1596 and encodes 527 amino acids.
UGCACUUUGAGUAUGGAAGCAGAGGCUACUGAUGGAUACAUGCCAUGUGACAACGAACUUUCGCCCGAAAGGGAACACUCAAAUAUGGCGAUUGACCUCACCUCAAGCACCCCCAAUGGGCAGCAUACCUCACCCAGUCACAUGACAAGCACAAAUUCCAUAAAGCUAGAAAUGCAAAGUGAUGAUGAGGAUUCUGACAGGAAGCCCCUGAAGCAGGAGGACGGGCUCAGGGGCCACGACGAAGGGGGCCGCCUGGAGGAGCCUCUCUCUGAGAACCACGAGAUGGUGGACCACAGGAAGCUGCAGGAGCUGUCGGGCGAGGGAGGAAUCCGGCUUCCGAAUGGUAAACUGAAAUGUGACGUCUGUGGCAUGGUUUGCAUUGGUCCCAAUGUGCUUAUGGUACAUAAAAGGAGUCACACUGGUGAGCGUCCCUUUCACUGUAACCAAUGUGGAGCUUCCUUCACACAAAAAGGCAACCUCCUGAGGCACAUCAAAUUACACUCUGGGGAGAAACCAUUUAAAUGUCCCUUCUGUAGCUAUGCUUGCCGGAGAAGGGACGCCCUCACAGGACACCUCAGGACACACUCUGUGGGUAAACCUCACAAAUGUAACUACUGUGGACGGAGUUACAAGCAGCGCAGCUCGUUGGAGGAACACAAGGAACGGUGUCACAACUACCUUCAGAAUGUCAGUAUGGAAGCUACAGGGCCAGUAAUGAGUCACCAUGUACCUACUAUGGAAGAUUGUAAGGAACAAGAACCUGUGAUGGACAACAAUGUUACUCUGGUGCCUUUUGAAAGACCUGCUGUUAUAGAGAAGCUGACCAGCAACAUGGGAAAGCGUAAAAGCUCCACCCCACAGAAGUUUGUGGGUGAGAAGCUGAUGAGGUUCGGCUAUCCAGACAUCCAUUACGAGACUAACUUACCCUACGAGAGAGACGCUGAGCUGAUGCAGACCCAUAUGAUGGACCAAGCGAUCAACAACGCCAUCUCUUACCUGGGAGCAGAGGCGCUUCACCCCUUGAUGCAGCACACGCCGAGCACCAUGGCUGACGUUGCGCCGGUCAUCACUUCGGCUUACGCUCCAGUCUACAACCCGAACCGGAUAGAAAGGCCGGUGAGCAGAGAAACGGCGGACAGCAACGAGAACAACAUGGACGGCCCCAUCUCCCUCAUCAGACCAAAGAGUCGACCCCAGGAAAGAGAGGCCUCACCCAGCAAUAGCUGCCUGGAUUCCAGUGACUCAGAGAGCAGCCACGAAGACCACCAAUCCUACCAAGGAAACCCUGCCUUAAACCCCAAGAGGAAGCAAAGCCCAGCGUACAUGAAGGAGGACUCCAAGGCUGUUGAUGUCUCCAAAACAUCUAAGGGCUCUUUAAAGGAUAUCUACAAGGUCUUCAAUGGCGAAGGAGAACAGAUAAGGGCCUUCAAGUGUGAGCACUGUCGAGUUCUUUUCCUAGACCACGUCAUGUACACCAUACACAUGGGGUGUCAUGGCUACCGGGACCCAUUAGAGUGCAACAUUUGUGGCUACCGGAGUCAGGACCGCUAUGAGUUCUCGUCGCACAUCGUUCGAGGAGAGCACACAUUCCAUUAGGCCUUCUCUUCCAAAGGGGACUCUGAAGUAGACAGCUGCACAUGAAGAAAUUCUGCACUUACAAUCCCACUUUUCCUCAGAUGUUAACACACCGUUGGUU